Messenger RNA from Cylicostephanus goldi, 636 nucleotides. NCBI's taxonomy places the organism in Eukaryota, Metazoa, Nematoda, Chromadorea, Rhabditida, Strongylidae. The record is from the annotation of a GenBank genome assembly.
AUGCACAGUACAUCAUUUUUCCAGGUGGGAACCGUCAUUCUGCCGUUCAGCAUCGCUAAUGAAGUCUUGAAUGGCUACUGGAUAUUCGGCGAAACGUGGUGCACAAUCUGGCUAACCACGGACAUCUGGAUGUGCACAGCAUCCAUCUACAACCUUGUCGCCAUCUCCAUCGACCGAUACAUAGCGAUAAUCAAGCCACUCAAUUAUCCUAUGCUAGUGACGAAAUUCCGUGCUCGCUGCACCGUUGCCGUCGUCUGGAUCGUGUCAUUUCUCAUCUGCAGUCCGAGUUUCUUCCUAGCCUCCUCAAUCAAGGAUGUGAAUCAAGAGCCAUGCAAAUGUACACCCGCUAAUGCCGGACGCGCCUAUAUAACCUUUAGUGCAUCGAGCAGCUUCUACGUGCCAAUGGUCAUCGUGAUAUUUGUUUACUUCCGUAUUUACAUCGCCGCACGAGCUGCCACUAAAAGCAUCUACUCCGGUAUGAUGCAGGUGACAGCGAAUGCCAAUAAGAGUGCGAAAAGUUAUUUGAUCAACCAUCCGGAUGCCCUCUCAAAGGAAAAUAUGCCGAUGCUACGAGUUCACCGAGGUUCUUCCGUCGCCAAUAUUAAACCACCACAUCUGUCAUCGAAAGUAAUGUGA